Molecule: messenger RNA, 822 nt
Organism: Dovyalis caffra
Lineage: Eukaryota; Viridiplantae; Streptophyta; Magnoliopsida; Malpighiales; Salicaceae
Source: the annotation of a GenBank genome assembly
AUGGAACAAAAUUUACUAGAGGGGAGACCAAAUGAAGAAGAAGCAACUCAUCAAGAACAAGAAAAUGGGAGUUUUAGAAUGGAGUCCUUAGGGAGGUGCUUGAGCAGCUUUGUCGAUGAAGGUAGCACAGAGAGCCACAGAUAUUAUCUCUCAAGAAGAACUGUGCUUGAGAUGUUAAAAGAUAGAGGUUAUUCUGUUCCAAGUGCAGAGAUUGACCUGUCUUUGCAAGACUUUAGAGGCAUUUAUGGCCAAAACCCUGAUAUUGAACUCCUCAAAUUUUCUGCCACUCAUGUGUCAGAUCCUUCAAAAAGGAUGAUGGUGAUAUUCUGUGGCCCUAGGGUGGUUAAAGUCAGCACGAUUCGUCUUGUUACGGUUCUGAUUCCUGACAGAGACAGUUUAACUGGUCUGAUAUUAGUCUUGCAAAACAACAUAACUAACCAAGCUAUGAAAGCUCUAGACCUUUUCAAAUUUAAGAUUGAAAUAUUCCAGAUAACAGACUUGCUUGUUAAUAUCACAAAGCAUAUAUUAAAGCCAAAGCAUCAGGUGCUAAGUGAGCAGGCAAAACAAAGGCUCCUGAAGCAGUACAGUAUAGAAGAAAAGCAGCUUCCUCGACUGUUGAAGAAAGAUGCAAUUGCACGAUACUAUGGACUUGAGAGAGGACAGGUGGUGAAGGUCACCUAUGAUAGUGAUAUUACCAGGAUGGAUUCUGGUCUCGCCUUCAAAAGCUCUGAACCUUCUGCAGAGAAUGAGGUUCAGCUAAGCAAAACAAAUCAGGAGACAAAGCAAAAACCUGCAGUAGCUGUAUGCCUUGAUCGGUUUUGA